Molecule: messenger RNA, 2742 nt
Organism: Diaporthe citri
Lineage: Eukaryota; Fungi; Ascomycota; Sordariomycetes; Diaporthales; Diaporthaceae
Exons: 2
Coding region: 1-2742 (913 amino acids)
Source: RefSeq, a predicted model, not a curated record
AUGGCGCGCUUGGGAUAUCUGGUUCUGGCGUCACUGGCCUCUCUCCUGAGCCUGGCCCCGUCUGUCAGCGCUCAAGGUGACAAUCUGGGUCUUGGCAAUGGCUACACCACCCUCAAGACCCAGAACUUCGACCUCCAGCUUGCUCGUGAUGCACAAGUCCUGGCCUCUCUCAAGGCGGCCGGGGGGUCGUUCGACUUCCUCCCUUUCGACUAUCUGCCCUUCCGUGCUGGCAAUGGUCAGUACCACUGGGGGGAUGUGACCUUCCGAUACAGAACUGUCGGCAGCACGGCUUGGAUCAAUGGCGAUUCUGCGGCCGCUCGACAGCCGGUCAAGGUCGUCUCGGGCGCUGGGAACGGCACGAACGGGAAAAGACUGGCUGCGUCAAACUUGGCGCCGACGCUGCCAACCAACACCGCAGCUCUGAACCUCACCCGGGAGUGGCUUGAUGUCGACGGUGAUCUCGGCCUGUCCUUUACCCUGACCAACACCGGCAGCAGUUCCAUCGAAGUUGGCAGCCUUGGUUUCCCGGCCGAGUUCAACAGCAUCUUCACAAACCGCUCCGCGUCAGACACCCAACGGCUCUGCUCGCUGUCUGACCCCUACGUUGGCCUGCACGGAGGGCAUAUCCGCGUCGCGCCCAUCAACGGCAAUGGAGCGGCCUUGGUUGUCACCCCGCUUGGAGACACACCCCUGGAGGCCUACCGCAACCUGGCCGAGAGAAACUAUCCCGCCACAGCCUAUGGCAGCCAGGUCUUCGAGGGAUUCUAUGAGUGGCAGACCGUGACCAAGGCCUACGCGGAGAACGAGUGGAAAGGCAGUGUGCCUUGGAACACGCCCACCUCGCGCACCAUCGCGGCGGGACAGUCCUUGACAUUUGGCUUGAGGUUUUCGCUUGCCAAAGGCGGUGUCAGGGAGAUCGACGAUGCGGUCCAGGCCACGAAAACCCCGUACGUGCGUGGCGUGCCUGGCUUCAUUGUGCCCCAGGACCUGACGGCCCAACUCAUUGUGAACCCAGGAUCAGGUGGCAGCGUCUCUAAAACGGCCGUUGAACCAGCUGGGGCACUUACCCUGACACAGGCAUCGCCGGGCGUCUACAACGUGGCCCCCUCGUCCAGCGCCUUCGGCCGUGUGAAGGUCACGAUCACUUACACCAGCGGGCAGCUCCAGACCGUGCACUAUUUCGUCACCAAGUCCGGGCCGGCCACUCUUUCGAGCCUGGGCAACUUCCUGACCACGGAGCAGUACUACACCGACACGAGCGACCCCUUCGGCAGAGCGCCAUCUGUCAUCAGCUACGACUACAGCAAGAAGGCCAAGGUCCUCCAGGACUCCCGAGUAUGGAUCGCAGGGCUGUCAGACGAGGCCGGCGCCGGGUCAUACCUAGCCGCCGCGAUGAAGCAGGCGGCCCAGCCUAACGCACAGGAGAUGGCAAAGCUCGAGGCCUUUGUGGAUGGCGUGCUGUUCAAGACGAUCCAGCCAAACGACGGCAAGUUCACCGUCCGCAAGAGCGCCUUCUACUACGGCCUUUCUGGCUACCAGUACUCCACGGACUUCAACUGGGGCAGCUGGACGUCAUGGAACAAGCAGAGCGCCUACGCCACCGACCGAGCAUACAACUACGUCCACGUAGCUGCCGCGUACUGGGCCCUGUACCGCGCCGGGAGGGCGUACCCUGGGACCCUGACCAAGCACCCGUGGGACUGGUACCUCAACCAGAGCUACAGCACCGUCAUGGCUGCCAUGGCUCAGGACUCGAGGGGCAACUGGCUGGUAGGAUACUCCCAGGUCGGGCUCAUGGGAGAGACGGUGUUUGGAGAGCUCCUCCGGGACCUGAAGCGCGAGGGCUUCACUGCCAAGGCCACCGACAUUGAGGGCAAGAUGCGCUCGCGCGCCACACUGUGGAACUCGCAGGAGGACCCCUUUGGGUCUGAGAUGGCCUGGGAUUCGACCGGCCAGGAGGGUGUGUACUACUGGUCCAAGUAUUUCGGGAACACGGCCACGGCGCAGAAGACGCUGGGGACUGUCCUGGGCUUCCAGCCGACGGUUGCCCACUGGGGCUGGAACGGAAACGCGAGGCGGUACUGGGACAACAUCUACGGUGGCAAGCUCCAGCGCAUCGAGCGGCAGAUCCACCACUACGGUUCCGGCCUGAACGCGCUCGUCGCGCUGUCGGCGUUCCGCAGCAACCCCAACGACACGUACCUCCUCCGCAUCGGCUACGGCGGCAUGAACGGCCCGCUGUCCAACAUCAACAGCGACGGCUUCGCAGCCGCCUCGUUCCACUCCUUCCCGGACACGCUGGCCUGGGACGGGUACAGCGGCGACUACGGCCCCAACUUCCUGGGCCUGACGCUCGGCACGGGGUCGUACCUGGUCGAAGACGAGGACCUGGGUCUGGUGGCAUACGGAGGCACCGUCAGCAGCGGCACGGGCGGCGCGGUCAAGGUGACGCCCAAGGACGCGGCGCGGCGUAGGGCCUUUGUCGGACCGCUUGGGAUCCUGUUGGAGAUCGAUGCGGGCGUCAUAAAGGAGUUUUCGUACACGGCGGGCGACCGGUCUGUGUCAGUGACGCUGGGCCAGCUGGACGGAACUCCGACGGCAAACUCGACCAACAUCUGGGUGAGCAAGGAGUCCGGACAGGCGGGCUACACGGUCACUGGCACGGGUGUCACGGCGGCGAGGUUGGGGUGGCAGGUUCCUCUGAAUUCGGCAUCUGUCACGGUCAAAGUUGUACCUUCGUGA